UUAGUGCUCUGCAGCAUUAGGACAUAGCGUUUGUGCUAUACGCCCUUUGAGCAUAAUAUCUACCAAAAAACGAUACUGCCUGCUCACGAAAUUAUUGCAAGAGAGGAAAGGUUUGGAGCUGACUAGGACAACAUGAAUUCCUUCUGGAUAUACACAAUUUGGAUACCAGGGUUCUUUUUCUUCUUUGGAUUUCAAGGGUUCCCCGUCCGAAGUGUGGAUAUGCAGCGAGCGACCGACAACAUUACUAUCCGUCAGGGUGAUACAGCGGUUAUCAGGUGUUACGUGGAUGAUAAGGUGUCCAAAGUUGCCUGGCUCAACCGAUCCAACAUCAUCUUCGCUGGGGAGGACAAGUGGUCGCUGGACCCGCGUGUGGACCUGGUGAACAAGGGCCAGCUGGAGUACAGCCUUCGCAUCCAGAAAGUGGAUGUGUACGACGAGGGCUCCUACACAUGUUCCAUCCAGACCAAACAGCAGUCCAAGACCUCUAAUGUCCAUCUCAUUGUCCAAGUUCCAGCAAACAUUUACAAAGUUUCGGAAGACAUCACUGUGAACGAAGGCAGCAAUGUGACAUUGAGUUGUCUAGCCAAUGGGAGGCCAGAUCCAUCAAUCACCUGGCGACUGCUCAAUCCAUCAGCCGAUUCUCUAGAUGGGGAGGAGUACCUGGAUAUAUCAGGGAUCAUGAGGAACCAGGCGGGCCGCUACGAAUGCAAAGCCAGCAAUGACGUGGCCACACCGGAUGUCAAAUACGUCAAUGUUGUCGUCAACUAUCCUCCCGCCAUCAAGAAUGCCAAGAGCUCUGAAACCCAGGUGGGCCGAAUGGGGGUUCUUCAGUGUGACGCGGCCGCAGUGCCCAAACCAGCGUUUGAGUGGUACAGAGAUGACAAGAGGCUAUCCAACGCCCAGGGAAUCAGCAUCCAGAUCGUAGGGACCACAACUGUCCUGAUGAUCUCCAACGUUACAGAAGAGGACUAUGGAAACUACACUUGUGUUGCAACCAACAAACUCGGGAUCCAAAAUGCUAGUCUCUUCCUCUAUAGACCUGGUACGGGCCGAGACAUCAACGGCUCCGCCUGCCUAUCCCAGUCACUGUGGCUCCUCCUGGCCUCCAUCACCUGCCUUCUCUUCAAGUGUUAAUAACACCACCAACCUACCAUUGUUAUUACCUACCCGGUUAUUACAUUGAGACUGUUUGCAUAACGUAACAAAAAUCCUGAUGUGCUUCGACGCACCAAACUAGAUAAUAAGAAGAUAGAAUGGGCUUAUUAAUAAGUUUUAGUAACAAAAAAAUAUGAAAUGGAGAAAAUGGAACAAACAGUGUUUUUAAAAAAAGAAACAGUUAUUACCAUUUGAAGAUGCUGAAGUCUUGCUUUUCCGCUGUCAUUACUCGUGUUUCAGUUGGGUGGGAUUGGGUGUGGUUCAUUGUAUUUUGUCCCCAUGAAUACGUAAGUCUAAACUCCCAAAUGGCAGGGAUUUCAGGUCAAGUACAACAAUCAUGGAUAUCUAUGAGAAGCACUGAGACAUUCAAGCUACUGUUACUUUCCUAAUGGAAUUUUACUGUAUUGUUAGACUAAAAGGUCAUUGUAACCAGUGCAUCAUCAAACAAUAAUACGCCAAUAUAUGUCCAAAAAUUGACAUUUAAAAAAUACAAAACAAUAGAUUUGAAAGUGUUUAUAAUACGCAUUAUGUCAAAGCCAACAUACUCCAGUCAACAUUACAGAAAAACAGUAGAACAUGCAAUGUUAUAUUUGGUAUACUUAAUUUCAAUAGUAAAGGGAUCAUAACCCAUAACUGGCUGAUUUUUGGACGCAUCAAAGGAGAUGCACAAUAACUGUGGACUAGCAUGGUUUGCAUCAGUGCAAAUGUGUAAUAAUCUUUAUGUCGAAAAGGAAGACCUACUUUCAUGACCUUCAUCAAACAAAACAUGCGUAAUAUUGAUGCGUUACUGUAUAUAUAUUUUUUUUUAAGUGUCUCUAUAUGAUAAAAAAUAACUUGUUUCACCACUGUAACAAGAAAAAUAGUAAUUAUUGUUACAGUAUAUGUUGCUUGUAUGAUUACAAACCAAUUAUAUGCUGUUCAGUUUCUCUAUGGCAAACUGUAUUUAGCUUCAGAAAUGGCCUGCCAUAUUAGAUUUUAUGUUGUCGACUUUCUCCAAUAAAUUUUGAGCUACCACAGUUAUACUGCUGGAAUUUGGAUAGAAAUGUAUGACAUGAAUGAUGUGCUUUUCUUUUCUGUAUGUGUGUUUUCAUAAUGACAUAUGGAAAUUCACAAUUUAUGGAUUUAUUUUCAAUAAUUUCCGUUAAUGGUGUAUAUACUUGAAUCCAAUGCCCUUAUAUAUAAAGAUAUUUCUAAAUAAGUCAGUCAUUUGUUGAUAAUUAACUUGAAGUAUUCCAUGGCAGCAGCGCUUUGCACCAUACAAGUAAAACCACUAGAGAACAAUGUUUUUAAAAGGGUUUAAUAAGGUCAAGUUUGUGCAUUUAUUGUACCUUUCCAAUUACAACAUUGUUUUAGUUUUUCUCUGAGUUGGGUACAUAGAUGUAUUUGGUUUCUAAAAUGAAAGCUCAUGGAGAGUGACCAUGAGCUGAAUGCCAAAAUGAAUUGAUGAACAACUGAGGCCAACAAAACAGACCGGUCUCAUGAUAACAUUGUCUACCGCUAUCUGUCAAGUCAGUGUGUUCACAAAACCAACCUGUAAUGUAAGUAAUGCUCUCUGAAAUCUCAUCAUCAUUAAAAAACCUCCACUGUAUUCAUACUGCUUUGGAACCAUGACUGGAAGGUAGUUGUCCAUCUAAGCAGUCUGAGUUCUUUGUUAGAAAACAGACGUGCUGUAUGUUAGCCUUAGUGCUAUACUGAGAAUCUAUCUGUGUGUCAUCUCUGUAUUUUCAAUUACCCAUAAAACAAUGAACGCUAGGCCUACUGUACAUCCUGCCUCUGGACGAUAGUUUAUUAACACUCCAAUGAAGAGGUAUGUAUUAUCAUUUAAUAAGAAGUGUUUUUACAUGUCUGAAUGGGAAGGCAUGUGGACUAUAGUACAGUACUGUAUAUGUCUACCUGUCAAAGCUAAAGCACUGGGGGAAAGCAGUGGGCGGUCUUGCAGUGAUUGACAGUCUCCUCAGCCAGUGAGUCAUCAGAUGUUUAGCUGAAGUCUUUCCCAAGAGGAGGGGUCUCACCUGACUGCGCUGUACCCUGCCUAUGAAUACAGCCCCUGAUCCCUUAUGACUGAUACCUGGGGAACUGAAGGGGACUGACAUGUCUACCUAGAUUCUUUCUAAUAAUAAACGUUGCAUCCCAUCGCUGUAUAAAAUUGGCUUGUGUGUCUGCACACACUGUUGAGUUACUUUGGCUUGUUUUAAGCCAUUGAAAGAGAUACAUGCGGCAUGAAUUACCAGUCAUUUACAUUGGUCACAUGUUUAUCCAUCCCACCAAGCUAUGGUUACAUGUGUAACCCACCAUCUUAUGGUUUAUCUCACCUGUAUAUACAUUUAUUUUUGAAUAUAUUUAAGUUGGCUAUCCCUAAGUUCACUUUGUUGAUAAGACUCCACUGUAGGACACAGAGGAAUGUCACAUUUGUACUUCCCUUUGUCACAAGAAUGGAAUUCCUAGACAAUUAUACAAUCAUUACACAGCAAUGUCUCUGUUUUUUCUAUUUGCUUUGAUUAAUGGUAACGUUAUUGCGAUUGAUUUCUAAAAAUGGUAUGUAAAGGUAUACAAGAAAAUGUUUUGACGCAAAAUAAAGUUGUUUGAACUCAGUGUUCUGUAUUUGAAUGUGGAUUGAGAUGUCAAUGAGUAAUCUUUUUGGAGAACGCUUGAAACACAGUAUCUUCCUGGUACAAUUGUGU
This is a messenger RNA of Salvelinus namaycush (lake trout), 3836 nucleotides long. RefSeq names its product limbic system-associated membrane protein-like. The record is from RefSeq and is a predicted model, not a curated record. Bases 133 to 1134 code for a protein of 333 amino acids. Gene Ontology annotation, cellular component: neuron projection. The transcript is spliced from 8 exons. Lineage: Eukaryota; Metazoa; Chordata; Actinopteri; Salmoniformes; Salmonidae.